AUGAGAGUCCUGGAAGAAAUCAACGUCAUUGUUCGCGCUAUCGAGUCUGGUUCGAUCGAUCCGGCCGACCAAGGAAUGACCGACGCUGUGCUACACUGUCACCCUUCUGUAUCUAUUGAAACUCCUGGUCGUUCCAGGAACGAAGGUUCUGCGUCCAAUAUUCGAGGUACUGAUACAUCCAAGCCAAACCUACACUAUCGGGACAAAGGUAAGACGACAUCCAGUCGUCGAGAGCAAGAUACUUUCAAAGUUGCCAAAAGCAACCGGACAAAAGAUACACUGUCUAGAAAAGUCGACUGCCCCGAUCACAAGCAUCAUAUCAUGUAUCCCAAUCUCGGGCCACCACCUUGCCGUGGAUGUGAUGAGACAGUCAUGGCUCAAGUUCGACACCAUCUCAACCGGACUAACCAUCGUGGCCGCCCAGGAGCUUGGCAGUGUUCCAUAUGCAAGCAGAAUUUCGACGACAAAUCUCUUUACAAUCUACACGUCAAUCCGAAUAGAUGUAGAUCCAGUCCUCAGCGUCGAGAUAUUGUCAGAGAAUGGGCGCGACUGUACAUGUUACGCUAUCCUGGAGCUACCAGGAUUCCCAGCCCCUGUAAGUCUACCAUUUUCAACGAUGAUAUCCUUUUGCUGAUGGCUGCUUGA
Bipolaris oryzae ATCC 44560 is the source of this 645-nucleotide messenger RNA. RefSeq lists its product as uncharacterized. The transcript has a single exon. Lineage: Eukaryota; Fungi; Ascomycota; Dothideomycetes; Pleosporales; Pleosporaceae. Bases 1 to 645 code for a protein of 214 amino acids. The record is from RefSeq and is a predicted model, not a curated record.